GGGGGGCACCGCAGCGGCGGGUGGAUGAGAGUUGGCCCCGAUCUCCCCGCAGGGGAACCCUCCCGUCAUGUCCAGGUGAGGCCGAGAAGUGCCGUGCUGAACAUGCUCAGGAGGCUGGAUAGGAUCAGGUUCAGAGGCCACAAGAGAGAGGACUUCCUUGACCUAGCCGAGUCCCCAAAUGCCUCGGACACCGAGUGUGGAGACGAGAUACCUCUGAAGACACCACGGCCCUCACCCCGGGACAGUGAGGAGCUCAGGGACCCUGCUGGCGCAGGGACCCUCAUCAUGGCAGCAGGUGUCCAGGACUUUAGCAGGACAGAGUUCGAUCGGCUGAACGAGAUCAAGGGUCAUUUGGAAAUCGCCUUACUGGAAAAGCACUUUCUUCAGGAGGAGCUCCGGAAGCUUCGAGAAGAGACCAACUCAGAGAUGCUGCGGCAGGAGCUCGAUCGGGAGCGACAGCGCCGGAUCGAGCUGGAACAGAAAAUACAGGAGGUGCUGAAGGCCAGGUCAGAGGAGCAGCCGGCACAGCCUCAGCAGCCGCCGAAGGGACAGAGCCAGACCAGCAAUGGCACAGGCACAGACCGUCGCAGUCAGGGACUGUCGUCCCGUAUACAGAAGUGGUUCUAUGAGAGGUUUGGGGAGUAUGUGGAGGAUUUCCGCUUCCAGCCAGAGGAGAACACGGUGGAGACGGAGGAGCCCCUCAGUGCCCGCAGGUUAACUGAAAACAUGAGACGAUUGAAGCGUGGUGCCAAGCCGGUCACUAACUUUGUGAAGAACCUGUCUGCCUUAUCCGACUGGUACUCCAUCUACACCUCUGCCAUCGCCUUCACCGUGUACAUGAAUGCUGUAUGGCAUGGCUGGGCCAUCCCCAUGUUCCUGUUCCUAGCAAUUUUGAGGUUGUCCCUCAAUUACCUCAUCGCCAGGGGCUGGCGGAUACAAUGGAGCAUCGUGCCAGAAGUGUCUGAAGCUGUGGAACCUGCCAAGGAAGAUCUGACCGUGUCUGAGAAGUUCCAGCUGGUACUGGACGUCGCCCAGAAAGCACAGAAUCUCUUUGGCAAGAUGGCCGACAUUCUGGAAAAGAUCAAGAACUUGUUCAUGUGGGUGCAACCCGAGAUCACGCAGAAACUGUAUGUCGCUCUGUGGGCUGCCUUCCUGGCUUCUUGCUUCUUCCCCUACCGCCUGGUGGGGCUCGCUGUUGGCCUCUAUGCUGGCAUCAAGUUUUUUCUAAUUGACUUCAUCUUCAAACGCUGCCCGAGACUUCGAGCCAAGUAUGAUACACCCUACAUCAUCUGGAAGAACCUCCCCACUGACCCCCAGCUCAAGGAGCGUGCCGGUGCCACCGUGUCCCGCAGGCUACAGACAACCUCAUCACGGAGCUACGUCUCCAGUGCUCCAGCUGGUCUGAGUAAGGAUGAAGAUGCUGGCCGCUUUCACAGCACCAAGAAGGGCAAUUUCCAUGAAAUCUUUAACUUGACUGAAAACGAGCGCCCCCUAGCAGUGUGUGAGAAUGGUUGGCGUUGCUGCCUCAUAAACCGAGACCGGAAGAUGCCCACGGACUACAUCAGGAACGGGGUUCUGUAUGUGACAGAGAAUUAUCUGUGCUUCGAGAGCUCCAAGUCUGGGUCCUCCAAGAGGAACAAGGUGAUCAAGCUGGUGGACAUCACAGACAUCCAGAAGUAUAAAGUCUUGUCCGUCCUCCCUGGCUCAGGCAUGGGAAUUGCUGUCUCAACACCAUCAACCCAGAAACCCCUGGUGUUUGGUGCCAUGGUGCACAGAGACGAAGCCUUUGAGACCAUUUUCAGCCAGUACAUGAAAAUCACAUCUGCAGCAGCCUCUGGUGGUGACAGCUAGUAUUGACUCCGAGGUGUUGCUGGAACCCUCGCUAAUCAUUGGAUAGAGGAUCAGAUGGGAUGUUCUCAUGAUCUUUGGCAAUAAUUCUCCGGGACUGUGGCUGGUUACGGUGGUCUGGGUCCUGCAGACCCGAAGGGCUGGGACUCACCUGGAUGGUGCCGGGCUGGCCCGUGCUGAGCGCGUGAAGCACCUUCGUGUACACCUGUGGACACAGGUGGGCAGAGGAUCCUCUUAACCUGUUUGAAGGAUGGCACAGAAGACACUCGUCCUCAGGCCCUGCUAAGCACAGCUCCUCAUUCUCCGUCCUGGCCUGGGUACAGACCCAGCACUUGCCGUCCUGAGAGACUCCAUGAUCCCAUGACCCCUGUUCUCCAGAGGCUAGAGGCUUUUCUCCAUCAAAGCCAUAGCUGGGAGUGGUUGUGACCCCUUCUUGCCAGGAUGGUAAGACAGAGAGGAGUGGUGGGGAGGCCCCUCUCCAGUGAAGAAAUGGCCAGUCAUCUCACGUGGCCCUCAGACCCUCCUUCCAUGUUGGACCUACUAUGGGUACUGCAAGACUGUAGGUAGGGGCUCUCUGGGCUUGGUGUGUUUGGGGUACCUCCUCCUCCAUUUUUGGUGUCUGGGCCUGAGCUGUCACUCAUCUGGCCCAUCUUGGCUUGACACUCCAGCCAAGAGACCAGGCCAGUAGUUGAUGGCCAGUGAGGGUCCAGAGUGGCGUGUUGGCAAAAGCACACCUUUUUAACACUUUGCUCUUCAGUAAGGUUUUGAGGGCAUUCUCCACUCCAACUGCUGUUCAAUGAGAACCAGUAGGAGUCUGGCUGGCGUUUGGCCUCCAGGCUGCAGCCGCUCUGAGUAAUGGGGUGGGUGGUUCAGGGAGCUGCUGGGAUGUCAGGCAGAGGGAGGGCCCUGUGGCACAGAGGACAGCUGUGGGAAGAGCCUAGGGGUAGGAGGCCUGAGUUGCCCUGUACCUCUAACAUCUGACAGUAUUCCUCCCUUCCUACACGCUCUGCAAGGCCAGGCAGACCCUGCCCUACCCACGCUUCCUGCCCCAGCAAAGAUGGAGACUCCAGGGGUGGGUGAUCUCGCAGGCCUGGGCCUCUGAAGGGUGCAAUCACCAUCCCACCUUUGCAUUUUCUGGGUGGAUCACUCUGGUUCCUUCAGCUUGUCCUGAGUCCUUCAGGUGUCACUGAGAUUGUUUUUUUGAAGAAACAGAAGAUUAUAUUUUUUACAGAGAGCAAGCUGUUUUUCUUAUUUUUGUAUCAUUUUUCAAAUGUAAUUUUUACCUUUGCGCCAAUCCUCAUUUGCUGGUGUGGGUGUGAGGCCUGGUGGCUUGGGCUCAUGACACCCCAUUUCCAGGGGCUUUAGGCCACACACUGGUGUUGGGAAAGACUUGUCAGGCAGCCAGAUCAAGCACACAUACCACCCCAAAUGUUCAACAAAGGCCACAUAGCUCCAGGUACAUGGAUGGAAAAGUCUAAACGCGGAGGCAGGACCCUCCUCCACCCAGAGCUGUGGCUUGGGGCCCUGUAAUAUUCUCAUGCUCUGAAGAGCAUGGAGUGCGAUAAGUUGGGGGGGGGACCUGGUGGCACCCCAACAUGCCAGAGGGGAGAAAGCGUGGCCUAUGACUUGUCUCUGAAGAUGGCUGUAUGGCUGAUACACACGUAUGGGUGAACCACACAUGGUGGUUAAUGCUUUCUGGACCCUGGCAGUGCCCAGGUUGGUGAAUACUAUCACUAGGGUGCCACACAGAGGCCUUGAAUAGGUUUUUAGGGUGGACCAAGCGGUUUAGUUUGAGUCUCUUUCUCUUGGAAAGGGAGAUGAAGACUGACCAUGACCCAUAGUGGACAGGGCUGGGCCAGGGGCCUGUGCAGGCCCUAGGCUGUUAGAGACACUGGGGUUUGUACUGGAUUGUGUGAUCUGAGCAGGUAUUUAAUUUCUGACUAAUCACUGACCUAGAAUGUUCAAUUUUGUAUGUCUGAAGCUUGAGUCUGUUUUGGAUCUGUACAUAAUUGUUAUUGGUGUAACUUUUGUUCUACAAAAGGAUCAUAUUCUAUAAAAAACUGAUAGGAAAAAAAAUCCUCUCACUUUUUUUUUAAAAGAAAAAUCUUGUUUAGAUACAAAGUCUUGUAUAAAUUAUAAUUUUUAUUUAAUAAACCCAAAAUGCUCUAAGCUAAGGCUUGGGGGGCCUCUGUGUUUGGCAGAAUGUAUAGGUGUUGGUUGUGAGAGCAACUGAGUCCUCGUGGCUACCACUGCAGCAGGGUUCAGCACAAAAACACCUGGGAGAAUGAAGGUGUGGGGCCUUGGUAGUGGGUGCUGUUUGCUCCACUGCACUCCAUUGGUGUGAGGGAUGCUAGGAACAGAAGGUAGUCCCUGGGUCCCAGAAGACAGUCCAGAGGAGAGGUGACUGGUCUGGGUAUAUGAGGGGCGUGUCUGGACCAGGCAAUGCCUUGGGGUUGCGGUAUAAGCCUUGGCCCUGUUGAGCAAUGGUCUCUGCCAGCCUGGGGUCCUGAGCAGAAAGGUCUCUGGCAACGCUAUGACUAUUGAUUCAGAUGCUGACAUCGGACACAGAGAGAUACGAGGAAACCCGAGAAAGGCAUCCUGAUGGUGCCUGUCUCUACCCCAUCCCAAAUGGGCUUCCAGUAAGCAGGAGCUGCCAAGACCUCUUUGGAAGGGGACUGGGACCAGUGAGUACUCAGGAAUGUGGCCAUAGGAAGUUGGACAUUUUCAUGUUCUGUCCAUUCACCUACACAUCAUCCAUCUACGGACCCAUCUUUACAUCCAUCCACCCAUCCAUUCUUCCAUACACAUCUGUGUCAUCCAUCCAUCCAUCCAUCCAUCCAUCCAUCCAUCCAUUCAUCCAUCUUAUUUCUGUCACUCCAUCCAUAGCUUAUGCUGGCUUUGAUGCUGGGAUACAGCACAGUCAAAGUUCCCUGGGAACUUGGCAAAUAGAUACCCUCAGCUCUCCUGAGAACACACCCGCUGUGACUGUCCAGUCACUCCUCACUCACCCUCCCUGCACGUCUGUGGCCAUCCUUUCUGCACCCGUGGUGCAGCCUUUCAACUGUAAGGUUGAGCCCCUCAUCUGGUUUCUUUAGGCCAAAUGGAAUAGGUGAGGGUGCAUGGAUGCAGACCCACACAAGUGCCACCAUGGCUGUAUGGACGCAGGUACCCAUGCUCAACCUGGCACAGCUGCUGUGUGAGCACAGCUGGCGCAUUUCAGGCAAAUGGCAGAACUUCCUAGUUAAAUAAGUAUGCUAUGUGAAACCCAUCCCAGGAAGGGACUCCUCAGAGGCUAGAAUGGCAGCAGAGCCACCCAUGAUGGGGUGAGGGACGGCCAGAUACCUCAGGGAGAGCACGGUCACUCAGCCUUUUAGCACGGCUUCUCUAAACUAUGUUUUCUUAAAAUCAGUUUUGAAAAUAACAACUUGUGGGGGGAAAAAAAAAGGAGGGGAAAACGCUAAAUUCUGCCCAAAGUUAACUUUAUUUUUUAUGUCAUCUCAAACAUAUCAGAUCAAAUAUGCCUUGCUAAUCUUGAAGCCAGCAAGAUCAGGAAGCAUAUUGGGCCAUCCUCAUGCCAGAGCUCCUGGUUCAAGAGAUUGUAUGCGGACUGAAGCAGCCGCGGGGAAGCCUGCUACUCCCCACCCUCACUGCUUCAUUUUCAUAAACAAGAAGUUACUGCAUAUGACUGCUGCCUAAUUGUUGUGCACCAGUGGGCCACAGAGGGAAUUAGAAUAUGGACCAGAUCCCUACAGGAUCCUAAGUUGCCACUGUCUAAUCUUUACUCCUGGCUUGGUUUUUGUUUGUUUUUUUGUUUUGUUUGUUUGUUUUUCUCUCUCUCUCCUAAAAUACCUAAGGCCUGGGGUUGGGCUAUUGCAUCUAAAAAGCAUCAUGGAGACCAUAGCCUACUGCUUGGGAAUGUCAGGGGACUCCCUCCCAUCCUGUAUACAAGUGUCAAGGGUCUUAAGGUCUUAAGUGUCAAGUGCCGUAAGGGUCUUGACACUCAUGGUGCUACAUGAUAAUGCCAACGUUAGAUUCUGAACAUGGUCUGCACUGCUAAGCACCAACAAAAUAUCCUCGACCUGGAUCCCCUCCUCCAGAGCUGGCAGUGGCAGGGGUGGACCAGGGCAUGGGCAGCAUGUAACAAGGCCAAUGGAGACCUGAAUCCUUGCGAGAGAGUACAGUUCCUGAGAGCCAGGAGCACCCACAGCCGCCUCAGAUCCUGAGCCCCUCUAGAAUGCCGGGGUGGAUGGCCAGCGGGGUGACCACCCAAGUGUCUGCUCUACACUGUUCCAGGGCUACCUACCUACUUCAGAGAGCUGCUAGUCUCACACCUUUGGGUCUUGCCUAUUCAGGAAGAGACCUGGAUAGAAAUUGCUAGGUGCAUUUCCUCUCUACCCAGCUUUCCACUCGACCAUUGGUCAUUAACUAGCACCACUACACGAUUACCUUUAACAUGGUCCCUAAACAUGGUUGCCUUUACAGCUGCCCUUUUGUCUGGAUGGGACUGAAUACUAAACAUAGAAUUUCAUGUAUGGCUUCAAAGCAGAAGCCCACGCCAAAGUACCUAGAAACAGGCAGCCUGUGGAACUUUGUGGUGACUGACUAAUAGGACCUGCAUGAGAUGCAUUCUUUCCUCAGUACAGAACCUAAAACCUACUCUUGUAACAGUCAGUGCCCCUCCCCCUUCACAAUCCAAGUUUAUGCUGCAUAUUCUCAGAUGCAUCCGUUUGGAGACACAGCACAGGCCACAGUGUGUGGCUGAGAAGCUCCUGGGUCAGGAAUGCCUUCAAAGGAAACUUGUCAUGAGCCCAGGGCUUCAGCCAGAGCAGCUAGAAGUCCCCUUGUGGAGACAAAGCAAAUAGCCAAGACAUGGAUUAUAUACCCUUUAGAUAGACAAGGAGCAAUCUGUCGAUAAAUACAUGGAAUAGAACCCACAGUGAGGGAAGAAUGGAUGUGGACCCUGGAAAGACACAGGGCUUGCACCAAAGUACCUGGGGUGACCUGGGAUAACCUGCCACUCUACUAUUGACACUCAGGUU
Molecule: messenger RNA, 6887 nt
Organism: Myodes glareolus (Bank vole)
Lineage: Eukaryota; Metazoa; Chordata; Mammalia; Rodentia; Cricetidae
Gene: Gramd4
Product: GRAM domain containing 4
Biological process (GO): negative regulation of toll-like receptor 9 signaling pathway; apoptotic process
Cellular component (GO): mitochondrion
Source: RefSeq, a predicted model, not a curated record